This is a messenger RNA of Puccinia triticina, 2112 nucleotides long. RefSeq lists its product as uncharacterized. Bases 1 to 2112 code for a protein of 703 amino acids. The transcript is spliced from 4 exons. Lineage: Eukaryota; Fungi; Basidiomycota; Pucciniomycetes; Pucciniales; Pucciniaceae. The record is from RefSeq and is a predicted model, not a curated record.
AUGAGCUUGGGUGCUGGAGCUGCGAUCCCUACCACAGCAGAUGAAUGGUCAGCUAUUCUAGAAAAGAUUGAGCUACAUGCUCGAUCCCCUUACAGCGUCAAAGACAAGCGCGUGCUAUGGUGCCAAGGUAUAAUAGUUCUUUUGAGUGGCGUGCUGUAUUUGAUCAGUCUUUUGCGCCGGGCCAGUCUCAAUGGUAUUUGGUGCUUCAAGAAGGACGUCGAGGGAUAUUGGCAUCCUAAUGUUCAUGUUGCAAUCCCGAUUGUAACUAUCGCCCAUGCUGCUAUCCAAACAGCCGGCAUUGGUUUGAUCGUGGUCGCGGAUGCCCCUGAAGACAAGGUGCCAACCAUAGUUGCGUUGAAUCUUACCGCUUGUAGUAUGUUAUACUAUGCCGGCUGGACAAAAGUAUGGGCGGUGCUCUAUGCUCUACCAUCCUCCAUCUUUCGGUUGCGUCGGAGGGAUGUUCUUGGCUCAACGGCAAUGAUCACAAAGCGACGUAUUCUAUCUCCUAACAUAUUUAACAGAUUCAUUCUUGGAGGAUAUUUAGUCGGGGUGCUUCCCAUACCGUGGCUUGCAUUUACGGUGUAUUGGGUGCAAGAGAUAUUAGAUCGACUGCAAAUUUUCCGCACCACAGCCCAACGUUUGAUCCUUACCCUGUCCACCAGCGAGACACCUGGUACCAGCUUGCUCUUAGCACUAAGAGCGGCCACCGAGAUCAAAAGCUUGCAAACAGCUCAAGAGAAGGCACUACAAAACCUCCGAAUUUUCGCUGGCGUUUGGCUUGCCAUCUCAGUUGGCGCACUCUUCAUUUUUCUCGGAGGAUCUUUUGCCCUCCUGCUCGCGUUGACGGGGCAAAUUGAAAUAUUAACAAAAAUUCAAAAACAGCGUGAGAUGUUGAUUAGCGGUAGUCGAUCAGAAUUUACGACGAAGUCCUCACAUGCACCGAAAAUUCUUCAAACCAGUGGAGAUGAAGGUCAACUUCCUCGCCAUAACUUCUUCUCUCGCCUGAAAGCUUGGGUGCCUACCCUAGGUGAUGAUGAGGAUGAUGAUGAUCUUUUGGGAAUGCCACCAACGACUACACCACCUUCAUACCACGUGACAAGAGCCGAUGAGCUAGCAAAAGGUUCAGCUCGGAUAUCAUACCUCUACGAUAAUGCGACUCAGAUAAAUCACGCCUCUCGGAAAAAUCAUAAGCAGCUGGUCAGCUAUUGCGUGCGCUUCGCCUGGCAAGCUGUGUUCUGUACCUUGAUAGCAACUUCUUACAUUGUCCUCAAUAUUUUUGUUGUCUGUAAUGUAUUGGACGCACCACGAUCAAUCACUCUCAGUCAGCUUCUUCGUACUAUUGAGCAAUGGGCGGCAUGGUCUUGGGGUGGUGGUCCUGGCGCAGUCUUAGGAUUCCUGGCUUGCGUCGUCGCUUUCUCUAAAAACCCAAUCCUCCCCCAAGAGCCGGAAAAAGGCCCACCAUCUGCAGAUCAAGACGAAAUUGACGAAGAAGAUGAUCACAGUGCUCAAUUUCGACAACAUGCACUCACAGCGGAAAAGCUUCACAUCCAUGGCGCCAGAGAUAUCGGUGUUUGUCCUGUUUCCCUCAAGCCACCAAGCGGAGCUCUCACCGAUCCGGGUGGGAUAAGCAGCUGGAAAGGAAUUUGCCCAAAGAUGAGCUUUGGAUCGAACUCACAAAUUUCGCUUUCUGCACCCAGUCGCAACCAGGAGACUUCAUCGGAGAUGAGUGCCAAAAUAAGCCGAACCCAAUCACCUUUUCAGAUCCUCAGUCUUACCAACUCAAACUUCGUCCAGCUAAAGCCAGCCAAACCGUUCCCCCUGACCCAUCUGCCAAAGGCCGGCUCUCACUACCAACCAUCUCAUCUUUUCACAUCUAAGCCACGGGAAAGCUCCACAGGAUCACCUCUUGCAUACACCCCGUCCCCAAACUCUUCGAAAAGCUUCCACAUCCGAGUACAGCAGAACUAUCCAACGCCGGUCCAAAUCCCCCAAUCCCAAUCUAGCGAUUCCCAAAAUUUUCCCCGAAGCCCAGGAGCUCGAAGUAUCGAUGCCCAAAGCUCGGCUGGCCGGGGUCACUUUGAUGCUAUCCAUCAGCUCCGAGAGCGAGAUUAA